Messenger RNA from Thamnophis elegans (Western terrestrial garter snake), 1104 nucleotides. RefSeq names its product chromosome 1 C11orf94 homolog (gene FREY1). The record is from RefSeq and is a predicted model, not a curated record. The transcript has 3 exons. Lineage: Eukaryota; Metazoa; Chordata; Lepidosauria; Squamata; Natricidae. Bases 344 to 673 code for a protein of 109 amino acids.
UCCACCAAACCACGCCAUACCCAAGCCACAUCCACAGAACCAGUAGUAAAAAAAAAUUUGAAUCCCACCAUGGGUCAGAGGGUACCUAGAUCAAGCAGAAGUUGGGAAGAUCAAUUAAUGGCGACAAGCAUGGGCAACUAUGGAAGAUGGAACAAAGUAGCUUUCUCUAAAAUGGACUUCAACCACACAGUUGAAACAGUAUCGGGAUUUUUUUUGGAGCGGGGGGGGGGGAGAAGCGGAUGCCUGCUUGUUGUUGUUAAAGUAACCUUUGUUCACUGCUCAGUGCAUGGAACUCAGCAUUGCCCUGCAUUCUAUACCUUUGUGACAACGCUGUAGCCUUUGAAUGCUGCCUUCUGUCGAGAGAAAAAUAGAUCAAGCUGGGCUUGGCUUUGUAGGCGAGAUGGGAUUUUUGAUCAUGUUACUCCUGAUGCAGCAACUACUGACUGUGCCAGGUCUUCAAAGAUUCAGAAGAUCUGUCCCAGAAGACUUCAUUGCACCCUUGGAGCUCCAGCAGAAACAGUUUGGCUUAGUGGAUGAUUAUGGCCUUCAACCACGCCAUCCCAAAUUCCAGAUACGGAAACAACGUAAGGAGUCAGAAACACUGCACAGAACACAUAAAAGCAAAAGGGAUGAACCCAAUGUUGAAGAGUAUUAUUACGAUGACCUCCUUUGAAAGUGGCAAGAGAACAUGCUGUAUAGCCAAAUGCAUAUAGCAAUAAUCCCCAUCCUGUUACUUAACGCUAUUCUAAAAACUCUCCCUGCAGCUCUGUCUGCACCCCUAUCAUAAACACAAUAUUUUAAGGUGAGAUUGACGUUUGUAGAUUCUCUGUUUUCCUUUCUUGCUUUUAAUUCCUACUAUGCUAAAUAAUAAUUUGGAAACUUUUGGCUACUGGCUGGAGAUAAGGCUUCAUCACCAACAUUGAGGCUGUGUAGUGAAAAAUGAGAGUCCAAUACAGUUUUCAGUGCCAUGACUAUUUCAUCAACAACUUCUCCAGUGAUUCUGAAUUUGGUUUCCACCUCAUAUUAAAAUUAUAAUCUAUAUAAAUUAAUGUUAUGAACAGAUUUUAUAGCCUUCAAUUUCAACAAUUAUUAAAUAGGCCUAGC